CGAUAUUGUGGUGUCUGGCGUGACUUGGUAGUGAUACAAUGACGCCUGAGUGUUUCCUAAUGACUGUGACGAGGCUUGGCUAUGCUAGUGACGGUGAUACUGGCUUGGCGAGGCGAUUAUUGUGACGGGAACGAGUGGCGACCUGUUUUCUUCCUCCUGUCCCUCUGUUUCCUUCUCCUCUGCUUUUCCUGCGCCAUCAAUCAUUCAGUCACUCAAUCAUUCACUCAGUCAGUCUAUCAUUCAAUCAGUUAGUCAGUCAAUCUCUCCUUGUCCUCUUUUCUUCACCCUCUUCUCCUCCUCCUCUCCACGCUCUCAAUAUCUACACGCCCUCAAGACCUACACAAGCCCUCCCUGUGUUGCCUCCCAGCCUCUAAUGACACUGUGAAGAGUAUAUGUGCAGACUUUUUUUUUUUUUUUUGUUUAUCUUCACAAUAUCGUCUGCGUCGCAAGGUCAUCGCGCAUCUGGCAGUGAGUGCCCCGUCAGUAGCGCCGCCAUGGAGGAGAGAACGCCACAGCAGCUGCUACAGGAACACUUGGAGCAGCUGGCGAAGGUGGAGCAGCCGCCCAGGGUGACGCUGGAUGAAGUGGUCUCCCUCAGUGAUCAAUUCCCCGUGCGCUUUCCCACCCAGACAGCCCGCCUUAAAACGCUCCUGAAGGGUGGCGUGCACGAUGAGGCCACACUGGAGGAGCACGUGAACUCUGCCUACCCUGUGGUGCACGAACGAGUCCUGCCGCUCCUGGCCGCCUUUCUGCACUUCAAAAGGAACCACGGCAGGAAGAAGGAGAGGGAGGUGUACAGCUCGCUGGGACUGCUGGACUUGGUGGAUCGCCUCCUGAAGAAGCGACCCAUCGUUUUCUACAACCCGAAUGACGUGUAUGUCCUACGUGACGGGUCUGAAGGGUGUGACGGCUUCCAGGACAUCGGCCAUUCCAAGGAACACGGCAGACUCAUCCUGAAGGACUACAUGAGCUAUGAUGAAAUGAAGCUGUCGGCCCUCGUGGCGGUGUCCUCACACUCAGUCUUCAUCAACGACGGCGGCCGCCACAACCGAGGGCUGCCCGCCUCCUCCGACAACUUCGUGCCGACGGGCGUCAUCGUGGGGCAGGUGGGCGCUAGAUUUGAGCGGGAGGGACUGAUGGAGUGGCAGGACUGUGUGGUGACGCCGCAUCAAAACACUCCCUAUCGUGGCUAUGGCAAGGAGCCUCCUUCGCAGCCCCGCCUGGCCAGGCAGUGGGCACACCUGUGGGGCGAGCCCUUCCUGCCCUCGUGGGAGGAGGCCUCCAAGUGUUCCGAGGACGAGUUCGUGCCGCACUCCUCAGACUUGCUGUUCAACGUGCGGGUGUACAAGGCACGCAUCCAGCUGCCGGCGGAGACGCUGCUGGCGGAGGCUGGUGCGCGGGCUGCGGGAGUGGGCCAGAAGGCUUACGUGCGUGUGGUGGGCCUGGGUCUCGGGGUGUGGAGCUUCACUCCCCGCCAGAACCAGCUGUUUGUCGAUGCGUGGGCCGACGCGCUGGCCGCCGCGGACACGUCCCACAUCAGCCACGUGGAUUUCACCUGGAUCUCAGACGUGACGCGGUGCGGCGAGGCGGGGGACGGGGAGGAGUUCCCGGGUAAGGGCGUCGUCAUUCGCUUUACCAAGAGUGGUCUGCACUCAGCGCCGUUGCCUGACGGCACUCUCCUGGUGACCAGCUUCGCCUGGGACUCCAACUCCCUUCCUGGCAACGAGUACUGGCGGGGCAUGCUGUCAGCCUCCGGGGAUCCCGCCGCCGCCUGCUCCUCCACCGUGGCGGAGCUGCACAACUCCCUCAUCAACCCGCGCGUCACGGCCACCAACCUGCACGUGGCGUCGCCGGGACGCGUGGAGCACGUGGCUGCUUACGCAAGCCGCAGACUGCAGACCGACGCCGCUCCCCAGUGAGUGGAUGACUUGCGGGUGUGGGUGCUCGUCCUCAGAGAAGACGUUAACACCUGAACGCUGGAGAGGUGAGUGAGCUGUGUGCCUGUGAGCCUGCUCCAGCCACGACCACUCAUGUCAGGACCUGAAUUGUGCGCGCGUUUGUGCUGGAGUGGUGCGGCCUGUGUGUAACACGUCUGUAGUGCAUUGUGGAGAGAGAGAGCUAAGCACUCAGGUUUAAUUUUUCGUCCUUAUCUCUGCGAAGCUUCUUUGCUCUCUGUUUCAUGUGUAUCCGAGGUUUAAUAUCACCCUGACGCCAGCCUCAGUGAAGGUCUGGGUCUCUUUUACAGCGGUGUAGUUAGCUUAAUCAUCUUUACGUGCACUGAAUAGCAUAUGCUGAAAACAUUAAAUCAUUCAAUGAAAACA
This is a messenger RNA of Scylla paramamosain (green mud crab), 2321 nucleotides long. RefSeq lists its product as uncharacterized. The transcript is spliced from 4 exons. Bases 393 to 1919 code for a protein of 508 amino acids. The record is from RefSeq and is a predicted model, not a curated record. NCBI's taxonomy places the organism in Eukaryota, Metazoa, Arthropoda, Malacostraca, Decapoda, Portunidae.